This is a messenger RNA of Auxenochlorella protothecoides, 3033 nucleotides long. Its product is annotated as Leucyl-cystinyl aminopeptidase. Bases 1 to 3033 code for a protein of 1010 amino acids. Gene Ontology annotation, biological process: peptide catabolic process; proteolysis. Gene Ontology annotation, molecular function: peptide binding; zinc ion binding; metalloaminopeptidase activity. The transcript has 20 exons. Lineage: Eukaryota; Viridiplantae; Chlorophyta; Trebouxiophyceae; Chlorellales; Chlorellaceae. Gene Ontology annotation, cellular component: cytoplasm. The record is from RefSeq and is a predicted model, not a curated record.
AUGAGUCGCGACACUGGGCCCCCUGCCAACGGCCGCCCAGGGGACACCGCUCCCCGGUUCACCCUGGACGAGGUGGAGCUGGAUGCAGAGCCCUCUGGUUUGUCCCCUUCGCAGGAUCGUCGGGGCCUGACGACUGGGACAGGCCCCAGCAGUGACGCUGCCGUGUUUAACCUGGAUCUGGACUACAGCGACGACGACGCCCUGCUGGAUUGGGAGCAGUAUGCGGGGCUGCGCCGCUUUCGCUGCUGCGGCCGCGAGUGGACGCUGCCCUCCUGGGCUCGCCCGCGCCCCCCUGACUGGUGGUGGACCUACACCAAGCGCCAGAGGCGCCUGCUCCUCUCCGGCGCCGCCUGCUGUCUCACCUUCAUCCUGCUGAUCGCUGCGCUGGCCGCCGCCGCCGCCUCGGGCCACUCCAUCCUGCCGGGCCUGAUCGGGCGCGGCGACGCAGAGUACUGCGCCUGGGUGGAGCCACGCCUGCCCCCAGGCAUCGUGCCCCGCCGGUACGCGCUGACGCUGGGCACGAAGAUGGCGGCCCCGUACGUCGUGGAGGGCAGCCUGACCAUAGACCUGAAUGUGACCAAGGCCGCCAGGUGCGUUGUCCUGCACGCCGCCUCCGGCCUGGGCAUCCAGGGCGUCUGGCUGGGCAAUGGCACCGGCGGCGCACAGGGCGAGCUGAGGGACCGCCCGGGGCACCAGCAGCUCGUCCUGCAAUUUCCCUCCACCCUUCAGCCGGGGGAGGGGAACAGCCUGCACUUCCGCUUUGCCUACAACCUGUCCGAGGGCCUCAGCGGGAGCUCGUACACGCUGGGGGCCGAGACGCACAGUCUGGCCACCACGCAGUUUGAGGCGACGUCGGCGCGCUCCGCCUUCCCCUGCUUUGACGAGCCAGCCCUCAAGGCCGUCUUUGUGCUGACCGUUGAGGCCCCAGCAACCUACACCGUGCUGUCCAACAUGCCCGCCAGCGCAGUACACCAUGAGGGAGAGGGGCAUGGCCCGGCAUUGGCCAGCUGGCACUUCCCACCCACGCCCCCCAUGUCCACCUACCUCCUCGCGAUUGUGAUUGGGGAGCUGGCGGGGACCUCUCGCCUCGUCCCGGGUGCGACUGCAGGGGCAGACCCUCGGAACGUGACCGUCUGGGGAACGCCAGACAGGCGUGCCAGCCUGGAGUUUGCGGCAGACAUCGCCUCAAAGGUCCUGCCGGCCUACGAGGCCGCGUUUGGGGUGCCGUACUCCAUGCCCAAGCUGGAUCUGGUGGCCAUCCCCGACUUCUCUGCAGGCGCCAUGGAGAACUGGGGCCUCAUUCUGUACCGGGAAACGGCGCUGCUUACCUCCCCGACCAGCAGCCUGGCCGACCGGCGCUGGGUUGCCAAGGUGGUGGCGCAUGAGAUGGCGCACAUGUGGUUUGGCGACCUGGUGACCAUGGAGUGGUGGGGAGAGCUGUGGCUCAACGAGGGCUUUGCCUCCUACCUGGAGUUCCUGGGCGCUCAGGCCGCCUCCCCGGAGCUGGACAUCUUCCUCAGUUUCUACACCGAUGUGCUCCCCGAUGCACUGGAGGAGGACUCGCUGAACAGCAGCCACCCGCUGUCCAUCCCACAAGGCAUGGGGUGCGGGGGGUUCUCCCGACGAAUGACAGGCGUCAACACUUCGGAGAGGAUAGAGUCGCUGUUCGACUCCAUCGAGUACAACAAGGGCGCCGCUGUGCUGCGCAUGCUGCGCGCCUGGGUCAAUCGCGGGGCGGGCCUGGGCGCCUUGGAGGCCGCCGCCGGCAUCAACCCCGCCCAGGACCCUUUCCUGGCGGGCCUCCAGGCGUACCUGAACCUUGGCGCCUACAAUGCGACCACAGGGUCAGAGCUGUGGAGGGCCCUGGCCGGCCCACUCGGACUCCCAGACCUCCCCAAGAGGAUGCGGGCCUGGACGUACCAGCAGGGCUACCCCUUGGUGCGCGUCUCCCUGGACGAGGGAGGGCGCGUCUGGCUCCAGCAGUCCCGAUUCGGGAUCGCAGGGGUCACGCCCUGCGACUCGACAGCCGCCUUCUGGCUCCCCGUGGCCCUGGCCACAGCCGACACCCCGACUGGCAAACCCACUUGGACCGAGUUCUCCGGCUGCCAGUCGGCGGCGCCCGUGCUGCAGAACGCGGCGUCGGCCGGCACCUGGGUCAAGGCCAACGCCGGGCAGUACGGCUUCUUCCGGGUGCAGUACGACGAAGCCCUGUGGGCCCGGCUGGUGGCGGCCGCCCCGACCCUGCCUCCCACUGACCUGGCGGGGUUGCUGGAGGACAGCUGGGCGCUGGCCGAGGCAGGGGAGCUGGGCAUCGACACCUUUCUGAAUCUCGUCGGCUCGCUGGCCGCUCGCUCGCCGGAGGACUACGAGCCCUGGGCGGCGGCGCUGCCUUACCUGGAGCGCGUGGCGCAGCUGGCCCCCUGCAGCACGCUGUGGCAGAACUACCUGGCCCAGACCCUGUUCAACACCUUCCUGCGCCAGGACGCGGGGGGCCAGGCGAAUACCAGCACUGCCCCCCCGCCCCUGGCCUUCUCCUUCGAUGCCCCGUCGCCGGAGGGGGCGGGGGUCGGUCAGCGACUGCUGCGCCCCGCCAUCCUUGCGGCGGCUGGGCGGUACGGCCACCUGGCCAUCACGGCCCAGGCGCUGGAGCUGGUGCCCAACCUGACGGCCAGCAGCGUCGACCCGGACGCGCGCUCCGCGCUCCUGGCCACGGCGGUCCGCGCCGGGCACCGCGACGUCCUGGUCUGGGCCUGGCUGGGCCGGAAGUGGAGGCCAGUGUCUGAGAAGCUUGGAGGAGGGAACGAGGGGGCACGCCGCAUGGGGUCCCUGCUGGAAAGCGUGGCGUCCCUCUUCUCCAACCAGACCGCGAUCCCGGAGGUGGAGGCCGUCUUCGCUGCCAGCAGGGGCGUCGUCACGGAGGGGAUCUACCUCGAGCGGGCGCGAGAGACCAUCGAGACGAAUGCAGUAUGGGUGACCGCCCACGGAUCCAAGCUCUGUACAUGGGCGGCGCAACAUGCCAAGCUCAAACCAUAG